Molecule: messenger RNA, 1318 nt
Organism: Rhipicephalus microplus (southern cattle tick)
Lineage: Eukaryota; Metazoa; Arthropoda; Arachnida; Ixodida; Ixodidae
Product: actinia tenebrosa protease inhibitors
Molecular function (GO): serine-type endopeptidase inhibitor activity
Source: RefSeq, a predicted model, not a curated record
ACUACAUCAAGCCUGACUUUUGCAGCACGCAUGAGAACGUCGCAGGUGACGUUUACUAAAGCAGGGGCUGUGAGAUUUCUGCUAUAAAGUGCUGAUUCAAGAUGAAAACAUGGACGUGUAUCGCCGUAUUCGUCUGCACCACACUAAAUUUGGUAUGGGCUGUAAACGAAAUCGUCUUCCCGAGUGAAAACUGCGAACUUGAGCCAGACCCAGGAAUCUGCAGGGGAAUGUUGAAGAUGUGGUUCUACAACUCCACCUCGUUUAGGUGUGAAACAUUUCACUACGGAGGUUGCCUCGGGAAUGACAACAAGUUCGAAAGCAUAGAUGAGUGCAACAAGAAAUGCAGAGAUCCUGUACUCGGAGUAUGUGCGCUGCCCGAGCCCGAGCAAGUUUGCCGCGCUGGAUAUCGGGGCUACAGAUUCAACGCAUUGAAGCAACGAUGCGAGUCUUACAUCUACUGCAACAAAAACUCAAAUCAUUUCACAACGAUAGAAGAGUGCGAAGAACGAUGUGGCAAGUUUGCACAAGAUCCAUGCUUUCUGCCGAAGCACGCUGGCCGCAACUGCACCACGGAUGCUCGCAUGCAAAACUACUGGUUCAACAGUGAAUCAAAAUCGUGUGAACUCUUCGACUACAACGGAUGCGGAGGAAACGGAAAUAACUUUGUCGAAGAAUCGGAGUGCUGGAGCACUUGCGGCAAAUACGUAGAGAACAACUGUGCAUAUCCAAUUAAAUCCGGAUACUCGUGCGCAAGCGGAUCAAAAGAGGUUGUGUUUGGAUAUAACACCCAAACCAGGAGAUGCGAGAGAUUCGUUUACUCCGGCUGCGGUGGCUACCCGAACAGGUUCCAAAGCGCUAGCGAGUGCUGGAAGACGUGUGGACUGAAUUCCGGAAGCAAGUGCACGGAGCCAGGACCUAAAAACAGCCUAGGACUCGUGAAGAAAUACUACUACGAUAUACAAACGGACAGCUGCAAGAGUUCGCGAUACUCGCCCUUUUCUGGCAAAAAGAAUCGAUUCGACACAUUGAUCGACUGCGAGAACGAAUGCAAGGGUAACUUCACCUACAUCAGCGAAAUCAUCUGAGAUGACAGCACAUCGAGCAUGCAGAGCGAUGGCCUAGCUUGGCAAAAUGCUCCAAUUUUUUUGUUAUGUAUGUGGUAACGCACAACUAAACAUAUUUCACGAGGUCACAAAUCAAGAAGACAAAAAAAAUGUAACUCGUCUCCUCCACAAUUCCAGACUUUGAAGAGCUUCCAUUCACAUGCGCAUUAUGUCAAGUUACCUAUAAUAAACAAUGAAAAUAUUUUUUCUACCUA